GGCCAGCCUAAAAUGUCACAUAUUACAGUGGAGAGGAAUAGGAGGAAACAGAUGAACGAGCAUUUGGUGGUGCUGAGGACUCUCAUGCCUUGUUUCUACGUCAAAAGAGGGGAUCAAGCAUCCAUCAUAGGAGGUGUUGUGGACUACAUCAAAGAGCUACAACAACUCCUUCACUCACUUGAAGCCAAAAAGCAAAGAAAAAUCUACAGUGAAGUCCUCAGCCCUCGCCCUCUUUCCAGUCCUCGGCCUCUCUCUAGUCCCCGGCCGCCGCCGAGCCCUCGCCGGCCAUCUCCUCUCUGUAGCCCUAGAGUUGCCAUAAGCCCUAGAACUCCACAACCAGGAAGUCCUUACAAGCCAAGCAAUAAGUCACAGCAAAGCUACGUUGUUUUAUCUCCAUCAAUGGCUUCCUCACAUGAAUCUACAGCUUCAUUGGAGGCUAACACAGGAGAACUUUUGGCUAAUUAUAAAAGUAGUAAGGUUGCUGAUGUGGAAGUCAAGUUUUCAGGGCCUAAUGUGCUGUUGAAGACAGUCUCACAUCGCAUUCCAGGUCAAGCUCUGAAGAUAAUUACAGUUCUUGAAGGACUUGCUCUUGAGAUACUUCAUGUGAGCAUUAGCACCACCGAGGAUACUAUGCUGUUUUCUUUCACCAUCAAGAUUGGAAUAGAGUGUGAGCUCAGUGCAGAAGAGUUGGCAAAUGAAAUUCAACAGACAUUCUCUUGA
Molecule: messenger RNA, 720 nt
Organism: Dendrobium catenatum
Lineage: Eukaryota; Viridiplantae; Streptophyta; Magnoliopsida; Asparagales; Orchidaceae
Product: transcription factor SPEECHLESS
Exons: 3
Coding region: 13-720 (235 amino acids)
Biological process (GO): stomatal complex development; positive regulation of DNA-templated transcription; guard cell differentiation
Cellular component (GO): nucleus
Molecular function (GO): protein dimerization activity; DNA-binding transcription factor activity
Source: RefSeq, a predicted model, not a curated record